CCGCCGCCGCCGCCGCCGCCGCCGCCGCCGCGGGAUCGCGCCCCUCCCCCAGCCCCCGGCCUCUCCGGCCCGCGGGGAGCGGACGCGCGCGCGGCUGCUCGGUGGGAUGGUCCGUGGAGCCGGACCCAGGAUGCUCCCGGGGUGUGGAUGACCAGCCGCCCAGCCCCGCACGGCCCAGGCCCGGAUGCCGCGCCCUUGUCUCCUGACCCGGGGACCCCGCCCGUCGCGGGACUGAGCUUCCAGAAGCCGCCGAGCGAGCGGCGACGGCGCAGGGACCCGGGGGAGGGGGUUCGGCGCCGGCGGGAAACAUUUUCCCCCAGCGGCUCGGCAAGAUGACCAGCCUGUUCCGCCGGAGCGGCGGGGGCGGCGGCGGGGGCGGCGGCUCGGCGGCGGCGCGCGGGGCUGGGGGCAGCGCGGCCGCCUCGCAGGAGCUCAACAACAGCCGGCCCGCCCGCCAGGUGCGCCGCCUCGAGUUCAACCAGGCCAUGGACGACUUCAAGACCAUGUUCCCCAACAUGGAUUACGACAUCAUCGAGUGCGUGCUGCGUGCCAACAGCGGCGCCGUGGACGCCACCAUCGACCAGCUGCUGCAGAUGAACCUGGAGGCGGGUGGCGGCAGCGUCUACGAGGACAGCUCGGACUCGGAGGACAGCAUCCCCCCGGAGAUUUUGGAAAGGACCUUGGAACCUGAUAGCUCUGACGAGGAACCCCCGCCUGUGUACUCCCCUCCAGCCUACCACAUGCACAUGUUCGACAGGCCUUACCCUCUGGCUCCCCCCACUCCACCUCCCCGCAUCGACGUGCUGGGCUCCGCGCCCCCUUCCGGCCAGAGGCGCUAUCGGAACUGGAACCCCCCACUGCUAGGCAACCUCCCCGAAGACUUUCUCCGCAUCCUGCCCCAGCAGCUGGACAGCAUACAGGCUACCUCCGGGGGCUCCAAGCCUGCGAUCACAGAGGGAGGCCGGCCCCUCACGGCCGGGCCCGGACCCCGGGACCAGGAGAACCGCUGGAAGCAAUACCUGGAGGACGAGAGGAUCGCGCUCUUCCUGCAGAACGAGGAGUUCAUGAAGGAGCUGCAGCGCAACCGCGACUUCCUCCUUGCCCUGGAGAGAGAUCGACUGAAAUACGAGUCCCAGAAAUCUACAUCCAGCAGCGUAGCUGUGGGAAAUGACUUUGACUUUCCCGCUCCUGUCCCAGGAACCAGCGACAACAACCCCGCUGCGUCUGAAGAUGCCUUAUUCAGGGACAAGUUGAAACACAUGGGAAAAUCCACCCGGAGGAAGCUGUUUGAACUGGCCAGGGCCUUCUCGGAGAAGACCAAGAUGAGGAAGUCAAAGAGGAAACACUUGUUGAAGCAUCAGUCACUGGGGGCUGCGGCAUCAACAGCCAAUCUCCUGGACGACGUGGAGGGCCACACCUGUGACGAAGACUUCCGGGGAAGGCGACAGGAGGUGCCCAAGGUGGAGGAAGCACUAAGGGAAGGACAGUAAGAGAUGUAGCAGUUUUUCCUCGCCGGAGACCAUCUGACCCGGUAGAGGCAGCCACAGAGCAAACCGGCCCUCCGCUGAAGAGCCCAGCUGCAGCCGGACGGAUGGUGCUUGAGUUCUGAGGCCCAGUGGUUCUCCAGCCACAGUCCAGCCCAGCCACUGCCACUGCCACUUCCCAAGGGACUGAGAACUUCCGGAGUUGCAUGCUGUGAUUGGAGGAAGGGCCUGAGGGUGGAGGCAGCAGCCAACCACAGUCCCUUUCGUAGCCAGGCUGUUCUGUGGGGAACGAGUGGAAAUGUAGGAUCUAACCCCUCUUCGUAAAAAAAAAAAAAAAAACCACCCAGAAAACUGGCAAAGGUUGGAGUACCCAGAAGGGGAGGAUGAUCCUACCAGAGGCUCGUUGGCCUGAAGGUGGAGCCCCUGCCCCCCUCUUGUCCUGGUCUCUCCUGUCGGGCCACAGACACUGCCUGAUCCCAUACCCCCAUCCGCAGCUCCCUUCUGGGCACCUAGGGUCCUUUAAUCCCAUGGCCUUCUGCAUCUCAGUCUUUCCCCAGGGGUGCUGGUCCUUGGCACUCCCCUGCACGGAGCUCUGGGUGAGAAAGCCCUGGGCAGUCACUCAGGCCCGCUCUGAGGAGUGAUGGGCCACCACAGAGAGGUAUCUGCUGAGUACCCUGCCUGGGCCCCUCGGGCUGCCUCUGUUAGGGGCUGGCAAGGGCCCCCAGCAGGGAUGGGGAGGCUGGCCACCCCGGAGCUGGCGGAUUCUAGCUAGGCAGGGGUAGUGUUUACUCUGACAGAAGACAAAAGUCAGUCCUGGAUGGGAUCCUGUAGUCCCACGACAGUGGGGGCUCCAGGGGCUCUGACUCCCCAGUUGGACUAGAAGUUCUGCUGUCAUUAAGGGUGGGCAGCGGCCAGUUCUUUAGUAACCCUGAGAAGGUGCAGGACUGAGGGGCAAGAAGGAGAGGCUGCCAGCCGGGCCAGAGCCUCUGGGGCAGAAGGGCUUGCUGGGUGCCCCUUGCCAAGAGUGAGAAGGCAAAUGGCCAGGAGGAAAACAAGGGUCCUACGAACCUGACCCGGCACCAACCACUGCCAACGGGAGGGAGGGGCAGCCGGGCUUCCGUGGCCCGGCUGGAGGCGGGAAGGCGCCGACCUCGGGAGAACCGGGGAGCCGGGCAGGCACGGGGCUAGGGCCCGAGCGGGGAGCCAGCCCAGCGGCGCGGCGGUGGGGCGUUGGGGGCGGGCGCCAAGCCUGGCGGGGCUUGGUGGCCCUAAGCCACCUCGAGAUAGGGCGUGGCGGGCUCCCCGCGGUGCCGGAGGGGGACCCUGGCCCGGCUCAGCCUCCCGAGCGAGUGCGGAAGUGCUGCCGCCCUCCAAUCCCCACCGCCCCCCAAGGGCUCCUGAUGACCGGGCACAGAAGAGGGGGAGCGCCAGUCGCCCCCCGCCCCCCACCCCCCACCCCCCGUCCGUGUGUGUGGUUUUGUCAGUUUUUUUGUUUUUGUUUUUUCUCCUGCGUGUGGGUUUUAUCUUGGAGCAGUUUCAUAGGAAUUCGUGUAAUAAAGACUUGGUGUUCUCUUGGU
Messenger RNA from Lagenorhynchus albirostris (white-beaked dolphin), 3061 nucleotides. It is a transcript of the gene CUEDC1, whose product is annotated as CUE domain containing 1. The record is from RefSeq and is a predicted model, not a curated record. Gene Ontology annotation, molecular function: ubiquitin binding. NCBI's taxonomy places the organism in Eukaryota, Metazoa, Chordata, Mammalia, Artiodactyla, Delphinidae. Bases 333 to 1490 code for a protein of 385 amino acids. The transcript has 11 exons.